UGUGUAAUAAAUAAUAAACUAAUAGAUCUAACAAUGUUAUUCAAUUAUGACGCAAUUAGUUUUAGUUGGAAUUAAAUUAAACACAUAAAAGAACUAUGUGAAGUGUAUUAACAUGACGUCGUUGGCAAUUUUCAAAUAUAUAUCAACAAACGGAAGAUAUGGGAGAUUUCCUCUUUAAAGAAAUUUUGGAAAAUGUACCUUGAGCAGUUUCCAAUCAAAAGUAUCAGACCAUUCGCUUGCAGGAAAAUAAGCAUCGGCUUCCUCAUCGGAACCUGUGGCAGAAAUUGUCGAGAGGCACACUAAUCCUGCAAAAAAAGUUAAUCGCAACUUUUUAUUAAUAUAAUUCAGGUAUCUUGAGGGUCAGCAUAAAUAAAACGAUGAGCAAAAUGCAAAUAAAGCUCAUUAUUUUAUUCCUACACAAUAAUUGGUAAUUUGCAUAAUAUCGGUAGAUAUUUCUUUGUGAAUCUGAUUUUUUUUUGAGUUUAAACUUUAAAAUCAGUUAUUACUUACCCAGUAGAAAACACAGCAACAUUUCUUUGAUCAUCACAAUGCCACACUAAAAGUUGACCCUGUCUUCAGAUACUUGUUUAUGUUCGAGAUAGCGUCCACAAAAUGUAUGGAAAAUACGUGUUUUAUCAGUUUACAGAUAAAUGUAAAUCGGCCAACAUUCCCGUUAUGUGUAUGAAACCGAUGAUUCUAUUAUAAUGAAACGAGGAACAAGUAUAAAGCACAAAGUUUGCUGAAGAGGCAACAGGUAAAACUGUAUUCGGGUUUUGCGAUGGCCAGCGGCCGCAACGUCAUAGGAAAGCCCUGACCUUCAUAAUCUUAUUAAAAGUACAAAAAUUACUUUAAUGGAUUGAAUUAAUCUUACCUGACAAUGUGAAUUCAUUCAGUAUUACUAAUUGACACACAAAGCUCGACUAAUCUGUUUUGAGAAAAAUAUGGAUAAAACUGUUUUAUGACACAGACAUAACCUCGAACAAUGACCACAAUCCACUGGCAAUUCCAAAGAUUACCCAAGUCACUUUAUUACCUCUCCAAGUCUUUUUUCCAAAAAUGUCGAAUUACAUUCCGUUCCUUAACUUACAAUCACUUUAUGGAUCAAAGUUAUGCUGCCGAUGUGUGUAUGGAACCAAUGUUUUGGUUUGUAGAUAACUUUACAUAUGCUAUAGGACCGUUAUUUGUCGUGGCUGUAAUAGGGUUGACCAGUUCAGUUGUUUUUAUUGCAUAUUGGAUAGGUCUUCCAUAUUGGUGGCAACGCAACCCUUAUUUGUGUGUUAUUCUAGUCAUUAUAGGACACUGGUUGCUCCUUAAUAUAUCAUUCCACUACUACAUGGCUGUUAUUACCCCACCUGGUUACCCGCCUCAGGGAGAACUGAUAACUGAGGCAGUUAGUAUAUGCAAAAAAUGCAUUGCACCCAAACCCCCAAGAACACACCAUUGCUCAGUUUGUAACAGAUGCAUUCUAAAAAUGGAUCACCAUUGCCCAUGGUUAAAUAAUUGUGUCGGUUAUAAGAACCAUCGCUAUUUUUUUAUGUAUAUGGUGUAUAUGGUUGUGGGAGUCCUUUUUGUGAUAAUUUGUGGUUUUGAUAUUGCAUAUUCCGCUAUUAUGUUAACAGGGGACGAUUCAGGAGAACCUGAAUUAGAGGGCCAUCCUGUCAAAUUUAAUAAAACAGGUGCUCUUAUUCCAGUGGUAAAUUCACAUCCCUUAGCCCAUAUUAUAAUUACGUUUAUUUUUCAUAGACUGAUGUUCUUUACAGAUACUCCAAUAGCAGACGAUGAAUUUAACGAAAUAUACGAACCAAAUAACCCCUGGAAGAGGAGGGCUAUCAUCUACAUGGCACUAAUAAACAGCGGUGUGUUUGUUGCCCUUGGGGUGCUGUCACUGUGGCACAGCCAACUGAUCGGGCGCGGCGAAACCAGCAUAGAGGCAAAUAUAAACAAAGCAGAGACCCAAAGAUUAUCAGAACUGGGACGUAUUUAUACAAAUCCGUACAAUUUCGGGACUAAAAAAAACUGGCGAAUUUUUCUAGGCCUGGUCCAGGGGCGUACUUUCCUCCAGCAUGUUCUCUUGCCAUCAGCUCACGAACCAGUAGGCGAUGGCUUAACCUGGCACACAAUUCACGAUGAGGAUGUGGAUGAAUGGCCAUGAUUUCUAGUCAUUUUCACGGAACAGCUAAUACGUUUAAGUACAACUUUAUUCUUCUUUUAUACAGUACUUGAAAUUAUAAAAUUUUCUAAUACGUAUUGUAUGUGAAUGAUAAAAUAAACAAUGUCAUUAAGA
This is a messenger RNA of Tribolium madens (black flour beetle), 2284 nucleotides long. RefSeq names its product palmitoyltransferase ZDHHC16. Gene Ontology annotation, molecular function: palmitoyltransferase activity. NCBI's taxonomy places the organism in Eukaryota, Metazoa, Arthropoda, Insecta, Coleoptera, Tenebrionidae. Gene Ontology annotation, cellular component: Golgi apparatus. The record is from RefSeq and is a predicted model, not a curated record. Gene Ontology annotation, biological process: protein palmitoylation.